AUGGCGUCUGGAUCAUCUCUCCUGGAAGAGGAAAUGUCCUGUCCAGUGUGCACUGAAAUCUUCAAGGACCCCGUUCUCAUGAGCUGCAGUCAUAGCUUCUGUAAGCGCUGUUUGCAGGGGUACUGGGAGCAGAAGGGAUUGCGGGAGUGCCCAGUUUGCAAGAGAAGAUCUUCUAAGCCUAUACCUCCCACUAACCUGUCUCUGAAGAAUAUCUGUGAGGCGUUCUUAAAAGAGAAAAGUCAGAAACCUAAAGUCGGAUCUGAAGUGCUCUGCAGGCUUCACAAUGAGAAACUCAAGCUCUUCUGUUUGGAGGAUCAGAUACCCAUCUGUGUUGUCUGUCAAACUUCAAGAAGACAUGAAAACCACAAGCUGAGACCAGUGCGGGAGGCUGCAGAAGAGUACAAGGAGAAAUUCAGGCCUGCACUUGCUCCACUGCAGGAGAAGCUAAAAACCUUCAACGAAGUGAAACUAAUCUGUGAACAAACAGCCGAGCACAUCAAGAGUCAGGCCCAACACACUGAGAGACAGAUAAAGAUGGAGUUUGAGAAACUUCAGCAGUUCCUAAAAGAUGAAGAGGCAGCCAGGAUCACGGCACUGAGGGAGGAAGAGGAGCAGAAGAGUCACAUGAUAAAUAACAAGAUUGAGAAGAUGACAGAAGAGAUAUCAUGCCUUUCAGACCAAAUCAGAGCCAUAGAACAGGAGCUGGGAGCUGAAGACAUCCCAUUCCUGCAGGUAAGAUCUGUUCACUACGUGCCUUCCACACUGGCGGAUCCAGAGAAGGUUUUAGGGCCAUUGAUUGAUGUGGCCAAGCACCUGGGCAAUCUGAAGUACAACGUGUGGGAGAAGAUGUUGGGGACUGUUCAAUACACUCCUGUGACUCUUGACCCAAACACAGCAAACGCCAAGCUCUCACUGUCUGGGGAUCUGACCAGUGUGAGGUUCAGUGGUGAGAGUCUACAGCUUCCCGACAAUCCUGAGAGGUUUGAUAGGGGGCGCUGUGUUCUGGGCUCUGAGGGAUUCAGCUCAGGAAGGCACUACUGGGAUGUAGAAGUGGGGGCUGAGGAUUACUGGGUGGUGGGUGUGACUAAGGACUCCAUCAGCAGGAAAGGGAUGGUAGAUCUGAGCCCGGGAGGAGUGUGGAGUAUUCGGCAGAGCAAGGGAGAAUACACAGCCAUGACCUCUAUACCGACAGUCCUCGCUGUGCAGAAGAAACUCCAGAGGGUCAGAGUGCAGUUGGACUGGGACAAGGGGGAGGUGUCAUUCUCUGACCCCAGUAACGACACUCCCCUCUACACUUUUAAGCACUCUUUCAAGGAGAGAGUGUUUCCAUUCUUUGUUCCUGAUUUCCUUUCUUUCAAUACUCCCCCGAUACAAAUCUGUCCAAUGAAAGUUUCUGUAAAAGUGGAAUAG
Messenger RNA from Conger conger (European conger), 1410 nucleotides. RefSeq names its product E3 ubiquitin-protein ligase TRIM35-like. NCBI's taxonomy places the organism in Eukaryota, Metazoa, Chordata, Actinopteri, Anguilliformes, Congridae. The coding region runs from base 1 to 1410 and encodes 469 amino acids. Gene Ontology annotation, molecular function: zinc ion binding; protein binding. The transcript is spliced from 5 exons. The record is from RefSeq and is a predicted model, not a curated record.